Messenger RNA from Symbiodinium sp. CCMP2592, 3258 nucleotides. Lineage: Eukaryota; Dinophyceae; Suessiales; Symbiodiniaceae. The record is from the annotation of a GenBank genome assembly.
AUGGCCCUUCUCUCCUUUAAAGUUGCUGCCAAGGUCGUACCCCCGUCGAUUCGGGGAGAAGAUCGUUCAGCUGCACAAGUCCAUGUGCAAGACGGCCUUCAAAUGGAAGGUGCCACUGAACCUGAGGGGACAAAAGCGCAGCGGCAGCUCGCUGCUAUCAAGAAGGAGGAGCACUCUGAUGAUGAAGAAUUGAACAAUGAGAUUCUCGAUGCUCAGCAUGAUAAACAGCUGCAUGCAUGGGGUUUACUCGAAGUAGACAAAUCAGAGCCUGCCCCGAUCGUGACCCCGACCGACAAGCCUACCAAGCCUCCGAAGCUGACAGCGGCCAAGUCCAGUGCAUCGAAGAAGAAGCAGCUGCAGCCAGUUCAGAAGCCAGCAGCCUUGUGUGACAGGGCUGUAAGCGAAGACGAGGACGACGAGGACGACGAACGACGUACGCACCGCUACAGCCCCGGCGGUCGUGGAAGUGCAGCCUCUACGGACGAGCUAGAAGACGCCAGGGAACUUCAGAUCCGGACUCUUAUGAAGGCGAACGAAAGCUUGAGGCGACGGCUCAGCAAGAUGAGUCAGGAGGAGGAAGCGGAGGAAGAGCCGAAAGAACCAGCCCCGACCCCGGCCCCAGCCACCCGAAAGCCCAAGACUUCUCCCAAGAAGCCCAGGAGCCCUGCCAAGCCAACAGCUUCUCCCAGCGCCACGAAACCCAGGAGCCCCAAGAAAAAGCAGAGCCCCAAAAAGGCCUCGCCCAAGAAAGGCAAGGAUUUGCAGACAGGGGGUGGGGCAGAGGUCGCACCAAAUGCAGUGGAGUUGGAUCAGAGUGAUGAUGAAUCCACCGCGAGCACCCGUGGUGGGAAGAUAGCAAAAAAGGGCAAUAUGGACGAAGCAACCAAGGCUUGCCGAGAGAACAGGCUACGCCGCCUGUGCGAGCGCAAGCCGAGCGGGAAGAUCAAGGUCCCUGUUGCCAUCCACGAGGCCUACAUGCGUGGUGGGACAGAGCGAGAUGACCUGAUGGAAUUCUUGGAGCAAGAGUGCUCCUGGGAUCCUGAGCUCUUCCUCAAGACAGUCGAGAAGACUUUCACCAAGAGGAGCCUGAAGGCUCGCCGCAAGAAGCGCGGAUGGUUCACCCAGGAGGGAAUGGCGAAGAAGCUUCUUUGGAGCAAGAAGUACAUCGGCGAAGUGGUGAAGUACUGUUCCAAGCCCGGCCGGGAGAACCUGGUGAAGAAGGAUAGGUACCAGAAAGGCUUGUUCAAGUACUACGUCGAGUAUGAAGACUGCGACAGUGAUGCCGAGAUAGAAGAGGAAAAGGAGGAGGAAAAGGAGUCUGAGACGGUCAGCAGGAACCCAGCCAAGAAGAAGUUGAAGGGCGUCCAGACAAAGAUCUCGGAGCUGCCAGCGGAGGAACCUGAUGAGAGUGAUGAUGAGGAUGAAAAGGCGAGGAGCAAGAAACUCACCUCUUACCAGGAGGACUACAUGUGCCUGUCAAGUUCUAUAAACAACAAAGAGUUCAAAACUUUCCAGAAGUUUGGGGACUCCUUGCUGUCCAAAGCUUCCAAGCUCGCGGACUUGCAAGCCGAUCUGGAGAGCUUUGUUCAGGAAGGCAGCAAAGGACCGGAGCAGAAGCGCCUCAAUUCGUGUCUCAAUGGCCUGGAGCAGGCUAUCGCAUGCUUGAAUGUGGAGCAUGAGAAGGUGGAGGCUGAAAAGGUCAAUCUUAUCGAGCUGGCCGACAAAGACUGCAGCGAUGAAACCGCAAAGCCGUUGCUGGCCAAGAUCAAAGAGCAAACUAAGAAGUGUCGGCUUGCGUGCAGCAAAGUCGCGGCACAAGAGAACUCGGCUCGGACACAGCUGAAAGCAUUGCAAAAGGCUGCUGAGGAGAAGGCAGCUGUCAAGCACACUGUGAAGGUGGCGAAGGCAGCGGUCAAGGACAACCCCAACAGCCAAGCACGUGCCUUGCUUCAAUUUGCAGCAGUGAGAACAAAUGAUGCGGAGUCGGCAGCCCACCGCAUCUUUCGAGAACACAAUCUCACAGUCGAUAUCAAAAUUGACCGGCUGAAUUUAGGGCAGGACCGUUCGGUGAACAGUUUCCCUUUCAUCAAACUUUCCACCUGGGUGACCUACCUGUUGGACCACGGCCUCCUGAAGAAGCUGACCGGCAUCGAGGAUGAACUUCACAUGGAAAAUGUGCUGUUGGAGUUUUGGUCACGUUACAUGGCUUUGUUUCCCGAACAUGAUCUAUGGAGCCACCCAGACAUCGACCUCUCCAGGGCGAUCCCUGUCUACACCCACACAGAUGAAGGCAGGACGUAUAAGAAGCGGCCGCUGCUUGUGUUCAGCACCCACGGAUGUUUGGGUUUGGGAAGCCAGCCGCAGCAAAGGGCCCAUGCAGACGAUCCCACAGUGGGUGUGCAGGACAUCUCCGUGGAAGAUUCCGAGAUGAAUAUGAACUUCAUCGGCAGUACCUGGGGUACUCACUUUAUCCACGCAUCCGUGCUGAAAUCCGUGUCUGAUGCUGAGCCUGAGGUUAUCCCAGGAAUCAUGAAAGAGUAUGCGGCCGACGUGCAAGCUCUUUACAACACGGGUGUGACUGACAGUCGUGGGCAAAAGCGGGUAUGGAUCGUCCAUUGUGGUUCCAAGGGAGAUCUGCUGGCUUUGUCCAAGCUCGGGCAUUUUACUCGGGACUACACACGCAUGCCUCGGGCGGCCCAGUCGAAGCAGUUGGCAUUUGGCAUCUGCCAUCUCUGCCAGGCUGGACGCGAGUAUGUGAAUGCAGCAAACAAUGUUCCCUUUGAAGAUGUUUCUUCACGUGCCAGGUGGCAUGGCACGAUGCAUCAGGAGUAUCCUUGGGAGCAGAUGCCGCCUAUCCUUCAAGGUGUUCCCCGACAUGCUCCUGGUAUGGAGGCUGCCUUCUUUUGUGUUGAUCUUUGGCAUUGCUGGCACUAUGGGCUGGCAAAGGUGUUCGUGCCCAGUGUGUUGCUUGUUUUCCAGGAAACGCUCAUUCCGGGUAGCAGCAUCGAUGCGCGGCUCGAGUGGAUCAACAAUGAUUGGAAGAGCUACUGCAAGAAUCACAAGUUCGCAGCCCACGCCAUUGAGAUCAACAAGGAUACCAUGGGCUACACCGGCUCCACUUUCCCCACGGGCCACUGGAACAAGGGAGCCAUCAGUACGACGUUGAUGUACUACCUCGAGUUUCUUUGUGUCUGCCUUGGUGUGGACUGUAACACCCCGAACCCAGUCCACAGGGAGAUUGUUACUUGCAUUCUGUAG